GUCCUUUGGCUACUGGUUUAUCUGGAUUAUUUACACUUUUUGGUUUCAUCCUCUAGCACGUUAUCCGGGGCCACCAUUGGCAGCUAUCACAAAUUUCUGGUAUGCUUGGGCGUGGACUAGCGGGAAAUGGCCUAUAAUCGCCAAAGGAGCUCACGAUAAAUACGGGGACAUUGUACGAAUUGCCCCAAAUGACUUGUCCUUCAUCACCCCCCAAGCCUACCGGGAUAUAUACGGCCAACCUCAUAAAGGACGCAAGCUCUUUCCGAAGCCGCCGAUCUUCUGGAAGACUAUGAACGUACCAGGUAUGGCUCACAUGACGGACGUAGAAGAAGCUGCUGCUUCGCGUCAAAUGCUUUCUCCGGGAUUCAGUGCUCGCGCCCUACGGAAUCAGGAACGCGUAGUCCAGAUUUAUGCGGAUCAGUUCGUGGCCACCCUCGGUGAGCUUGCAUUUGGCGAGUCUUUCGAUGCGGUCAAAAACGCAAAGACACACUUUUGGACAAGCGUUGUUACGGACGCAAACGCCAUCCAGAUCCUCCCGGGCCUCAUGAUACGCCUCCCGAUUCUGAAGCUUUUCAAACCCUGGUUCAUGACGAAGGAACAAGCCGCCAUCUAUGAAAUGCACCGCCGACUUACCCAGGAAAAGGUCCGCAAGCGGAUCAGGCUCGGAGACGCGGCCAAGGACGACUUCUUCUCGCACGUGCUUAAGGGCCAGCUGACCGAGGAACGGCUGGCUUCCCACGCAAGCGUCCUCAUGGUCGGGGGCGCUGAGACUACCUCGGUCACUUUGACGGGGGCCGCCACCUUUCUAGCGCAGGACCAGCGGCGCUUCGACAAGCUCAAGGAUGAGGUCCGCUGCGCCUUCAAGGACAGUGCCGAGAUCGACGGCGAGUCCGUCGCGCGACUUCCCUACCUGAAGGGCGUGCUCGAGGAAGCUCUCCGCCUAUUCCCGGCCGUCUCGGGCUUCCCCCGCGCUUCUCCCGGGGAGACUGUUGAUGGACAUUACAUCCCCGAAGGCACCGUCGUGAUGGCCGACACGCGCACCAUGGGUCGAGAUCCACGAAACUUCCCCGACCCAGACACGUUCAAGCCGGAGCGCUGGAUCGAGGAGAGGGAGUCGAUGAACCGGAAGCUUGUCAACAUGACUUUUGUCCCGGGUGCUCGAGGCUGCAUGGGCAUCAGUAUGGCCCAUAUGGAGAUGCGCAUCAUACUUGCGAAGCUGGUGUUCGCCUUUGAUUGGGAGCUUCCUCGGAUCAUGGCUCGGUUCCAUCCAAGGGGUGGUUAAGGUCCCAGGGUGUGGCUCCCUGGCAAGCCUGGUGACGGCUUACAGCUCUAGCUUCUAGAUUAUUAAAGUCUUAUACUUGGUAGUCACAUUAUA
This is a messenger RNA of Hypoxylon sp. CO27-5, 1375 nucleotides long. The record is from the annotation of a GenBank genome assembly. NCBI's taxonomy places the organism in Eukaryota, Fungi, Ascomycota, Sordariomycetes, Xylariales, Hypoxylaceae.